Desarmillaria tabescens is the source of this 1250-nucleotide messenger RNA. RefSeq lists its product as uncharacterized. The record is from RefSeq and is a predicted model, not a curated record. The coding region runs from base 53 to 841 and encodes 262 amino acids. The transcript has a single exon. NCBI's taxonomy places the organism in Eukaryota, Fungi, Basidiomycota, Agaricomycetes, Agaricales, Physalacriaceae.
GCGUACUCGGGCCCAACCCGGACCCUCAUUUUAGUUGGCGCUUGACCACGACAUGGAUACUUUCCCUUGCGAAAUUUGGAUACACAUAUUCGAGUUCACCUGUACAGAUGGGGGGCAAACGGGUCGUUCAAUUUCACUUGUCAGCAAGUUGGCGCGCGACCUUGUCCAGCCCCUCCAGUUGAACUCACUUUGUGUAACAAGCGCCAGGCAGAUUAUUGGGCUCAGAGAACAUUUGGAAACUCUGUCGGUGGAUGAAAGAACAGUGUAUCACCUUCUUAUCGCGUCCACAUAUCCUGAUCCAGACACCAGGAUCUACCCAACCCAAAUAUACGACUCUCUGACGAGAAUUCUGCGGCUCGUUGCACGGACACUGGUCACGCUAACAACUCACCUCUUAUUCCUCAGUAAUCCUAUACUUCCACAAGGUCUUCCCUUCCCGCAUCUCGAAGAAUUAACCCUGUACGGUCACUUCAACACCUUCACGGAUCGAGAAGCGAUCCCUUCCCUCCGGCGAUUACACAUAUCUACACUUUCGGGUGGGGAAAUGCUUGUCAGAAGCAUUGCUCGAGGAUGUCCAUUUCUCACACAUUUAUAUGUCCUUGAGCGUGGACUAUCUCUCAGGGUGAUCGAGAAAUCUCUCGGUGUUUUCCGGGACUCGACACCGACCGCGCCCAGCACAUUCCAGCUACCGCACACAAUAAAGAAGAUCCUGGUAGAGACAGACCUUAUGUACUUGAGGCAGGGUCAUACACACACUCCCUCAAAUGGCGUUAGCAGCCACAGGAUGCUAAAUGACAAGAUUGCUCAAGCAGAGACCAGUUUCUACCUUAACAGGCGUUGAGGUCCGAUUGGUGGCGAGAGGGGAAGGGAAAGUGGGGGAGUAUUGCGUCAGCCUUACAAGACCGUAGGAGAAAGGUUCGAGUUUGGUAUGGAGGGGCGAUGGGAUGCCAUUUUAGAGAUGUGAUGCUGCAGAGAUCUUCCUUGAACUAUCUCAAUCUCCUGCUAUUCCCAGGACCUCGGGAGGCUUGAGAACGCCCGGACCCGUGGCGACGGCGCCGCAAUCAUUCUUCAUUGACAUCUCUUGGCGUAACAUCGCGGAAAGUUGCUAGGUAGUCUUAUUGGAUUAGUAGCAACUCAGAUCGGGAGACAUGUACCAUGGUGUUUCCAAGUGUCACUUUUGUUCUAACACCUAAAAAUGAUCAGAUCUCAGCAACUAGCUCGAAGGAUGAUGCACAUGCUCCCAUGAGUAG